AUGGCGCCUAAGAUCGACCCUAACGAAGUGAGGAUCAUUUACCUCCGUACAACUGGUGGUGAAGUCGGUGCUCCAUCUGCAUUGGCUCCUAAGAUCGGUCCGCUCGGUCUGGCCCCCAAGAAGGUUGGUGAAGAUAUUGCCAAGGCUUCGAGUGAGUGGAAGGGUCUCCGCGUGACAAUCCAGCUCACGGUCCAGAACCGUCAGGCUGCUGUCGCCGUGGUGCCCUCGGCCUCGUCCCUCGUGAUCAAAGCCUUGAAGGAGCCUCCGCGUGACCGCAAGAAGGUUAAGAACGUGGCUCACAGUGGCAACAUCCCUCUCGAUGAGAUUAUUGAAAUUGCCCGGACGAUGCGCUACAAGUCGUUUGGCCGCACUCUUGCCAGCACGGUCAAGGAAAUUCUUGGUACGUGCCAAAGUGUUGGCUGCACUGUCGAAAAGAAGCCUCCGCACGAUGUGAUUGAGGGCAUCGACGAGGGCUCGAUCGAGAUCCCUGAGGAGUAA
Molecule: messenger RNA, 498 nt
Organism: Malassezia restricta
Lineage: Eukaryota; Fungi; Basidiomycota; Malasseziomycetes; Malasseziales; Malasseziaceae
Product: large subunit ribosomal protein L12e
Exons: 2
Coding region: 1-498 (165 amino acids)
Biological process (GO): translation
Cellular component (GO): ribosome; cytosolic large ribosomal subunit
Molecular function (GO): structural constituent of ribosome; large ribosomal subunit rRNA binding
Source: RefSeq, a predicted model, not a curated record